AUGUCGAAAGAGAAAAGCAAGUCUUUGACCUUCCCUCGUUUCCUCCUCCCUUCGUUUCCAAGCAAACAAGAUGUGGGGUUCUCCCCAAUCUCCGACCCCACUGCCAAGUAUCUGGACGGCCAUGUCUCCUACCUUCAGUGUACAGGCUGUGCAGCACAGCUCUGUUUGACAUUCCAAAUCAUCAGUAAAGGCUUUACAGGUCGUCAUGGUCGUGCCUAUCUUGUUUCUGCCGAGUCAGCCGCUGCAGUGUCAAUCAGUGCAUCCUCAUCGCCGACGGCUUCCCUUCCUAAUACCAUUUUGCACCAUCCAGUUCCACGCCAGCUAGUGACAGGGGUACACACAGUCAGCGAUGUCAGCUGUGCAUUCUGUGGAAGCGUGUUGGGCUGGAAGUACGUUGCAGCGGAGGAGGAAUCGCAGCGCUACAAAGUGGGCAAGUUUAUUCUGGAGACCAAGCGGAUUACUACGUCAUCAUGUUGGGAGUCCCCACCAAAUGUGAAUCUAGCCACCGCGAACCGUCAAGAAAUUGGGAAUGACACAUCACUUUUGGAGCCCGAGUUCGAUAGUCAAGAUGAGGAUGAAUGUGAGGACUUAUUUGCAGGCAUUUGGAGUCCAGGUCUAGCUAUUCGGCGCAGAGGCCGUAAAAGUGAAAGACGGCCUGCAAUGUUCGCUCUGUCCUAG
Penicillium odoratum is the source of this 678-nucleotide messenger RNA. RefSeq names its product yippee/mis18 family protein. The record is from RefSeq and is a predicted model, not a curated record. Lineage: Eukaryota; Fungi; Ascomycota; Eurotiomycetes; Eurotiales; Aspergillaceae. Bases 1 to 678 code for a protein of 225 amino acids. The transcript has a single exon.